This is a messenger RNA of Aureobasidium vineae, 1944 nucleotides long. The record is from the annotation of a GenBank genome assembly. Lineage: Eukaryota; Fungi; Ascomycota; Dothideomycetes; Dothideales; Saccotheciaceae.
AUGGUGCAUACCCUCGAGCCAAGCCUGUGCUUGAGAUCAUCCCAAACAACCGCUUCAUCGUCUUCCAUGGCGACCAGCAUGAAGCCCAAACUAUCAGAGUUGAAUGGUGUGGUCCGAUUGACCACACCAGAUGCCAUGAGCAUCAAGAACGUGAAGAUCUGGCUCGAGGGCAAGCGACGAAUCUCGUGGUUCUACAUGGGUGGAAUGGCUGCAGGCGAAGUGUCGGACAAAAAGACCUUCUGGCGCGAGGAGCGCGCCCUAGGCACAUCUGGCACGCACAAGAUCAACUCGGGAACGAUAGAAUGGCCCUUCGAAUACACACUCGAUCCCAGCAUGCCCGAGAGCAUCGAAGGCAUGAACAGCACCUACAUUGUCUACUACCUGCACGCAAGCGUUUCGAGACCUGGCUGGAACGCAAAGGACAUCACUACCACGCAGCACAUUCGUAUCGUAAGGACUCUGGGCUCCGAGCAGAUGGAGACAACUCGCUCAAGGGUAUGUACCUCGAACUCGACUGCCGCAACACGCAUGCUGACUCGCUGUCCAACAGNNACCAACGCCGACAUCUGGGCAAACAAGCUCAGCUACAGCAUCUCAAUCCCGACCGACGCCGUUGUUNUUGGAACGUCCAUUGUUGCAGACGUCGAAUUGUCGCCUAUCCGAAAGGGUAUUAAGCUCGGCAAGAUCGAGAUGAGGCUCAUAGAGGCCGUGACCAAGAGGAUACAGUCGGCCGAAGUACCCGACCAGCGUGGUGACAGAUGCAAGGUUGACGAGUCGGACGUUGCAAAAGCAGAGAUGGAGUUCCCCGAAGACUCGCGUGUCACUUUUGCUGACGAGAGCGCCGACAACCCCAUCAUGGAAGACGAGAAAUACGUCUUCAAGGCGACUCUGGAACUGCCCAAGUCUCUCAAGCAAUGCAGACAGGAUGUCGAUUCUCACAACAUCAACAUUACCCAUCGCUUCAAGCUCAUGGUCAACAUCCACAACCCCGAAGGUCACAUCUCUCAGCUCGUUUGCCGUCUUCCUGUCAAGCUAUUCAUCUCUCCUAAUCUGCCUGUCGACGACUCGAACGAGGUCCAGGUCGCUACAAGAACCAUGACCGACGCCGAAUUGAACCAACAAGAAGUUACACUAAACGCCCCACCAGAAUACGGUCGACACCAGCUCGAUGCUCUCUACAACGAUAUCAACACUGGCGGAUACAUGAGUCGCGCUCCCAGUGGAUCAGCCACCNCUUUCUACGCCCAGAGUCGCAACGGAUCUUCGGAAAACCUGCAAUCUUUGAACGGUGUCGCAGACAUGCAUCACUCGCAGUCAAUGGCAGCACUUGGUGGUGGCGAGAGUCACUUUGUACCCGCCCAGCUUCGUUCGCGUCUUGCCAACUUGCAAGACCAAGGCUCAAGCAGACAGAUCCGCGCUGCGCCCGUAGCCCACCAUUCUCCAUCGGGCGGUAACACUCCCGCAUACACUGGAGGCUACUUUGCUGCUCAUUUCUCCCAAUCGCACUCAGGACAUGCUUCUCCGCCACAUCAAUCGCCCGCGCAUAGCGUACCAGAGUCACGCCGAGCUUCUGGAGAUGGCGAGGAAAUGGUCGACGACACCGUACCCCACAUGGACGACUUCGACAUGGGCACGCUAUCGAGAGUACCAAGUUACGGAGCUGCUGUCCGUACACCUGGACCAUUCACGCCCUUCGCCGAUGGACCACCUAGUUAUAUGGAAGCCACCAGCAGACCGCCAAGUCCUACUCUGCAACUUCCGCAAAGGCCAGGCGCCGUCCAUGUCAGAAGCGGCAUCAGCACCNCUGGAUCUCAUUCGAGCAAUGCGACGUUGACGGGUGCUAUAACUCCUGGUAGUUUUGCUCCCAAUGGCCUUACUCCUCUUACCCAAUUGCAUCCACACGAGGAAAACCGCUUGCGCAUGUUGAGAGCAAGAGCGGAUUAG